This is a messenger RNA of Liolophura sinensis, 1625 nucleotides long. RefSeq lists its product as uncharacterized. The record is from RefSeq and is a predicted model, not a curated record. The transcript has 5 exons. Bases 434 to 1567 code for a protein of 377 amino acids. Gene Ontology annotation, biological process: snRNA transcription by RNA polymerase III; snRNA transcription by RNA polymerase II; positive regulation of transcription by RNA polymerase III. NCBI's taxonomy places the organism in Eukaryota, Metazoa, Mollusca, Polyplacophora, Chitonida, Chitonidae. Gene Ontology annotation, cellular component: transcription elongation factor complex.
UAGAGACAAAUUUUCAGCUGUUUUUCACCACCAGCAGGAUUAGAGACCCAUUCCACUCCAGUGCAGACAGAUGUAGAGACAAAUUUUUAGCUGUUUUUCACCACCAGCAGUAUUAGAGACCCAUUCCACUCCAGUGCAGACAGAUGUAGAGACAAAUUUUCAGCUGUUUUUCACCACCAGUAGGAUUAGAGAUCCCAAUGUGAACAUCUCCGCUAUUUAUAUUAGGAAGUAACCGAACUUUUAGUGAGGUCCUGUCGUGAGCCAGGAACAUACAAAUGAAAUCCAGUUACACCAACUGAACCCUCCUACGCUUAAUCUUCAGCCAGAGUUGAGCUGGUUACUGUAAGGAGUGGAUAUCAGCUAGACUUACAUUGUACAUGAGCCUCUUGAUUUGUUUUCAGCCAGAGUUAAUGCGUUGACAUCAGAGCUGGUCAUGUUGGAAGAAGUGUAUGCCAGCAAGACUUACAUUGUACAUGAACCUCUUGUUUUGUUUUCAGCCAGAGUUAAUGCGUUGACAUCAGAGCUGGUCAUGUUGGAAGAAGUGGAUGCCAGCAAGACUUACAUUGUACAUGAACCUCUUGUUUUGUUUUCAGCCAGAGUUAAUGCGUUGACAUCAGAGCUGGUCAUGUUGGAAGAAGUGGAUGCCAGCAAGACUAACAUUGUACAUGAACCUCUUGAUUUGUUUUCAGCCAGAGUUAAUGCGUUGACAUCAGAGCUGGUCAUGUUGGAAGAAGUGUAUGCCAGCAAGACUUACAUUGUACAUGAACCUCUUGUUUUGUUUUCAGCCAGAGUUAAUGGGUUGACAUCAGAGCUGGUCAUGUUGGAAGAAGUGGAUGCCAGCAAGACUUACAUUGUACAUGAACCUCUUGUUUUGUUUUCAGCCAGAGUUAAUGGGUUGACAUCAGAGCUGGUCAUGUUGGAAGAAGUGGAUGUGAGCAAGACUUACAUUGUACAUGAACCUCUUGUUUUGUUUUCAGCCAGAGUUAAUGGGUUGACAGAGCUGGUCAUGUUGGAAGAAGUGGAUGCCAGCAAGACUUACAUUGUACAUGAACCUCUUGUUUUGUUUUCAGCCAGAGUUAAUGCGUUGACAUCAGAGCUGGUCAUGUUGGAAGAAGUGGAUGCCAUGAGGAUUAUACCACAAUGUCAAAGUCAUUUACCCCCUCAAGGCCUUCAACGUAUGAACAAAGUGUUGUCAAAGUUAGAUACGUUAGAAGUGGGCAGUUACUUAUUGAGUCAUUCACCUGGCGACAGCCACUGUAAGCUAAGGAAGGCUGUGGAAGGUAACAAAAGAGGUGCAUAUGACCUUCAUUUCACCUACACCGGGUUCACGUGUACCGACUCCGACCUCCCCGCAGUGCCGCCUUGGAUUCCUAUAGACCCUGCCAUCAUUUUGCCCUCCCACUGGAAAAAGAGUCGCAUACCUGCUACAUUUGAUCCUCCGGAUUUCACAGCAGGUCCCAAUGUGGGUCAGAAGAGACGGCACUUCCAGGCGUGUCAUCACCAAGGCCAUCACAACACUGGCAAGGCCAAGAAGAACAAGGGCAAGAAGAAACAGUUCAAGAAGUGAAAAAUCUCUUGUGUUCUUUAAUGUUCCCGAUCUGUACAAUAAACACGACAUUGGCAAU